Molecule: messenger RNA, 759 nt
Organism: Heterobasidion irregulare TC 32-1
Lineage: Eukaryota; Fungi; Basidiomycota; Agaricomycetes; Russulales; Bondarzewiaceae
Exons: 5
Coding region: 1-759 (252 amino acids)
Source: RefSeq, a predicted model, not a curated record
AUGUCUCCCCAGGCAGCAUCAUCUGUGCAAAUGGGAAGUCAUCGAACAUCGCGACCAGUACCGGAUCCUGCACCGCAUGGCCGAGCUCCAGAUAGGAUGGGGCAUACGCUCCCUGGAAUGGUUGAGAGGACCCAACCGACACGUGCUCGGUUGAAGCGAAGUUUCGGUCAUCAGAGAAGGCAGUGGCUUCGGCAAGGCGCGCUUGUCACACCGAGGGGACAAGCUCCUCUAGCUGGAAUAUCUCGCACUGGUUGGAAGGCGCCAAUGCAGAGGGUGGCAAAUACUUCCGCUUUUCGCGCCUUACCUCACGAGCUGUAUCUCGCUUCCAUAUCUUCUUCGCGAUUGGCUGAGCUAGAUACGGAUCAGCCCCAUUGUUCGAUCCUCGUGCCUUCCCGAGCGGCAAGAAGGGGCCUUGAUGCAAUGUCUGGCGGCAUUGACGUUUAUAUUCUACAGACCUCGUUUUCAAUCGCUUUGUUCAUGGACAGCAAUACUUUCGGCAGCACUCAGCCCGGCACUGACUCUUUGCAUUCAUCACAGCCAUGGUGCCCAUUGCACUAUGCAGGCACAGCGAUGCAAAAAAAUGUUCACCUAGCUUUGAGUCACCUUACAUACGGCACGGUGAUUGCGGAGAGCAGAUGCAUUCCAAAGGAUCGACUGAAACGUGUAAGUUUAGUUCAGAAAAAGAAGUCAUCAUAUCUCUUGCUCCCUGACACGCUUCCGUCCGCCAUCCUCGCGCGUGGGGAUCGAUCUGGACGAUAA